Messenger RNA from Tetranychus urticae (two-spotted spider mite), 1150 nucleotides. RefSeq names its product coiled-coil domain-containing protein 97. The record is from RefSeq and is a predicted model, not a curated record. Lineage: Eukaryota; Metazoa; Arthropoda; Arachnida; Trombidiformes; Tetranychidae.
AAAUGAGGGAAAUGAUGUUUUGAUUGUUUUGGUUAGUUUAUAUUCAAUUGGUUUUUAAUUUUCUGUGGUUAUUUGUAUUUAUAUGACAGUUUUUUAAUUGAUUGCGUAAAUUGAAGGAAUUUGUCUAAAUGAGUGACUCAAAUGAAGAAGAAGAGCUAUUCAAAUCCAUUCUGGGGAAUCCUUCAGCUUUCAUUGUUGACCAACAAAAAGAUGCUCCUGAAUUGUCUGAUGAACAGCGACAUAAAAUACUCGCUGAUUUGUACCAAUCGAAAAAAUUAAUAUUCCUGGUGAGAUAUAACAAGUUUCUGACAAAAGAGCAACUUGAGUUUAUUCGAAACACAUCGUUAAUGGAUGAAGAAGUGUUGUAUUUUUUGGAUAAACUGAUUCCGGGUAAAAAUAUCAACCAGAUAAAACAGAGGCGAUUCACAGCAUUACAAGCUUUAAUAGCUGAUGGAGACUAUUUCAAUGAUAACAAUAUGAGAGAGAGAAAUCCCUAUUUAUACGAGCAAAUGGUUGGCAGGUAUUUAUCAAAUCAAGAAAGAAGUAAAGUUGAAGAUCAAGAUCGAGAUUUUAGUGAUGUGCAAAGGCCACUAUCAACAUUCUUACUGCGACAAAUGGAUAAAAACCGCAUAGAAGAAUCAAGAAUAGAGCAAAAGUAUAUAGAUGGUGGUCAAUACGAUGAACAUAGCAAUGACAAUGGUUUCUUAGAAAGAAUUCAAAAAUACAAUCGACAAGAAGAUGGCGAAGAAGAGGAGGAAGAAGAAGAAGAAGAAGAGGAAGAAGAAGAGGACGAAAAUGAAAAGGCUAUCAAGAACGGUAAACUUGAAGCGAUUCGAGUAGCUGAUCAAGAACAUAAACAAUAUUUAAGGAAAGAGUUCACAAAUAUAAUGUACGAAAAUUUUCUCGCCGGCAGAGACUCCAGUUUCGACUACAAAACUGUCGAUGAUGACGAUAAAUAUGACCCAAUCAAUCUAAUGGACCGUGAUGCUGAAGAGUCUUAUUUUGAUUCAGAGGAGCCAGAUUAGGGUUACCCGAAAUCCGUAGUUAUCAAAAUUUGUUAUUUAUGUUGGAAUGUUCAUUCUUGAACAUUAAAAUUUGUAAAUAUUCAUUACUCCCGGUAUAAUCCAUUAAAAUAUCAUGUUUAUUAUUA